Cercocebus atys (sooty mangabey) is the source of this 6404-nucleotide messenger RNA. It is a transcript of the gene GAB1, whose product is annotated as GRB2-associated binding protein 1. The transcript has 13 exons. Lineage: Eukaryota; Metazoa; Chordata; Mammalia; Primates; Cercopithecidae. Bases 3338 to 5446 code for a protein of 702 amino acids. The record is from RefSeq and is a predicted model, not a curated record.
GUUUUAUUGAGCAGAAAUAGCUCUCAGCAGAUGGGGGAGCCAGAAGGGAGAUGGUUUUCCCCUGGAGUGGGGCCACUCAGCCGCCUGACUCUUCUCCAGCUUCUCCGGCCAUACUCUGAGUUGUUCGGCCAGUCCACGUCAGCUUGCCUGCGGGUGCUCUUCCACGGUGUGCUCUCUCGAGGACCAGCCGCUUGUGUCUUCUCCCGCGAACGUCUUCAUCAGGACCUCCAGCCGCUUGUUCCUAGGGACUCUGGAGGGGGAGGUUUUUAUAGACACAGAUGGGGGCGUGGCCGGCCAGGGUGGUCUUGGGAAAGGCGACCUUUGGGCGCCAAGGCUGGAGUGCCAGGCCUCACCUAGGAUCGUGGGGGUGGAUCCCUAGUCAGGGACCACGCCUUCCUCCCUUCGAGAUCAUUUAAAGGGACCACGCUCUUCCCUUCCCAGCACUUCCAUAUCAAUUUAACAAUUUCUGGAGACAUUUUGGUUGCUACAGCUAGGAGGAGGAAUGCUUCUGGUAUCUAGUGGGAAGAAGCAGGGAUGCUACUAAACAGGCUGUGUUGCACAUAUUUAUCUGGCUGAAAAUAUCAGUGUGCUGAAGUUGAGAAAUCCUCAUGUAGAGGGGUUCAUAAAGCUUGGUUCUUUUAGUAUUAUGCAAUUUUUAAGCAGCACAGCAUAUUCCUUUCAUCUCACGGAAGAGAGAUGAAAGUUACUCACAGUUUUGGUUCUUGCUUUGCUAUUCCACUCUUUGUAAGUGUUUACUUCUAUUGGAUUUUCUUUCUUGUCUCUUUAUUAAGAGACAUCAUUAAAUAUUCGUUUAGUAUAUUCCUAUGUUUCCAGUUGGAUUGUGUCAUAGCACCGGAAGCAAGCAUUUAUUUUUCUGACUAAAAUAAUGUUUGAGAAAAACAGUCAUUGAGAUGGCUGAGCCUUUGAUCACUAGAGGGUUUAGGUGAUAGGCAAAUUCUCUCUCCAAGGAUCUGUUGUCAUUUAAAUCAUUACCAAAAUACUCAUUUUUUUCCUUUACUCUCCUAGCUUAGAGUACAGCCAAUUGUUGUCUAGUAGGGGGAUGCUGAGUCAUUUUUUCAUGCAUUUUUUUACCUCUUGGCUGCAAUAUCACCAUUCAUUGUUCACAAGCCACCCAGCUUGUUUACUUUUUAUAAAUUACAUGUAAUCAAGUCCUCUUUCAGGUCUGGCUACUGUAAUUGGCAGCAGCCACAGAGCAGGGCUGACAAGUCUGCAUUUAUGCUGAUGUCUCAUAUUCAGCCCACUCUCCAAGCUUUCUUUCCUCUUCCAUGUGUAUUUUAGAAGGAAGGCAAAUAGAAGGAAUGCAAAGAGAGAACUGUUAAGGUGUUCUCUCUUUUCAGAUGAUCCUAAGAUACUUAUAGCUUGGCAGAGCCCUUGUGUCAUUUGGUUGGGAAAAAACAAGGGUCUAGAGCAGUCAGUGGUCCUUAAACUUCAGUGUGCAUAACAAUCACUGGGUAACUUGUAAAGUGAAGAUUCUUGGGCUCUACCCUCCUUCUUAUAUUUUUAUUAAGUCUGGGUAGGGGUCCAGAAAACUGCAGUUUCUAACUUGAACCCCUGCUGAUUUUGAUGUAGAUGGUCCUUAGAUUACUCUUGGAGAAAUCCUGAGUUGGGCAUAGAGGGAAAAAGAGACAAGAAAGAAAAUCCAAUAGAAGUAAAUACUUAUAAAGAGUGGAAUAGGAAAGCAACAACCAAAACUGAGGGAGUAACUUUAAUCUCUCUUCAGUGAGAUGAAGGGAGUGAGUAUGCUGUGCUGCUUAAAAAGAUAAGUGUUUAGUUUUUUCUGGCAGUGAACGAGAUCAAACUGUCCUCCAAAGAGGACAUAUUUAGAGGAUGACAAAAGUGAAAAGGAAUUUUUAGAAAGGUUAGAAUAUGAGAAAGUACCUAACUGUCGCCGAGAAACUCAAAAGACAUGAUUAAAUCAAAGAAAGUAUUUUGUAGGUGUCUGUUUAAAGAAGAAUGUGCAUUCCUGAAUCAAGAGUUUAUGAAUGGCUUAAAGAUGAAGAGGAGAGAUGAAAGAGGAUUAGCUGUUCACCAGAAGUUCUGGUUAUUCUAGUUAUUGGAUCUGAAACCAUAUUAUUAAAGUAUAGUCCGGAUUUCCUGGAAUAGUUCACAUUUCUAAUAUUCUUUCCCAUUAUUUUUAUAAUACAUGUCUGAUUUGCCCUAAUUUUUGGUUAGUUGAGAUGUGGUUGAUGUGUAAAAGAACACCAAAAGUGGGUCUACUUGACUGAGGAAGCUCUCUUGCUUUCCAGCUCUGUGUUUGUGUAUGUGCGUGUUAAAUGUAUAUUUUCUAAUCUAUCUCUUUUAACCUAAACUUUGAUUUUAAAGCCCACGUUAGAGAAAGAGCAAGAGAGACAGACUGACUCCACUUUAGAAAAUUGGUCAAGAAGUGGACCAGGUGGGAAUGGUUACUUAAUCCUAGCAGAGGAAUAAAGUACUUGACUUCCAGCUACCUGUUGAAUGUACUCUGCUUCUAGACAGCUAUUCCUUUUUUUUUUUUUUGGACAUAUUAUUUCCAUAGAGGAACUUUAUAGUUCGAUUCAGUAACCUUGGAGAGAGGUCCUGACCGAAAAACAAAAAAAGAAAAGAAUUUUGGAAGAUAAUUAUAAAGUGACGAGUAUCACCAGCAUUUGUUAAGUCAUUCUUUCUUUAUUCGAAUUAUCUCUGUAUUAAAGUGUUCACUUUUCCAUAUACAUGCUCUAGAAACCCAGAUUGUACUUUAGAACUUUCACCGCUAUAGUGUAUUAACUAGCUUGCUAAUCCUUUUUACCAUCUUUGAUGUUCUCUCCCUGCCAUCUGCUCACAAGAUUUUAUAGAAUCUUCAUACCUGCAUUGUAAGUGUUGAGGAUCAUUAUUGUUAUUGUAUGAAGUGUCUACCACACCCUCUCAUUGCACUAAGAGUCCAAGUAAGUGUAGUUAGUAGAUCACUUUGCUCUGAAGUGAAUAGAAGGGUUGUUGCUGUAUGCUGGUGGAGACCCAAAACCAGCUUCUUCCAUUUACUCUGGCAAUCAAGAAAGGCUAGACUCCUGUAUCUUCUACCCUGCACUUUGAAGACUGGGCUCAGGACUUGCUGUCUUCAUUUCAGGCAUGGAAGAGGAGAUGGUUCGUGUUACGCAGUGGCCGUUUAACUGGAGAUCCAGAUGUUUUGGAAUAUUACAAAAAUGAUCAUGCCAAGAAGCCUAUUCGUAUUAUUGAUUUAAAUUUAUGUCAACAAGUAGAUGCUGGAUUGACAUUUAACAAAAAAGAGUUUGAAAACAGCUACAUUUUUGAUAUCAACACUAUUGACCGGAUUUUCUACUUGGUAGCAGACAGCGAGGAGGAGAUGAAUAAGUGGGUUCGUUGUAUUUGUGACAUCUGUGGGUUUAAUCCAACAGAAGAAGAUCCUGUAAAGCCACCUGGCAGCUCCUUACAAGCACCAGCUGAUUUACCUUUAGCUAUAAAUACAGCACCACCAUCCACCCAGGCGGAUUCAUCCUCUGCUACUCUACCUCCUCCAUAUCAGCUAAUCAAUGUUCCACCACACCUGGAAACUCUUGGCAUUCAGGAGGAUCCUCAAGACUACCUGUUGCUCAUCAACUGUCAAAGCAAGAAACCCGAACCCACCAGCCAAGGGUCAUCUUUUGUUUCUGAAGAAGGAGAGGAAUACCUUCUACUAGAAGAUUUUGAAAGCAAAACGAUUCCAUUGCAAACACACGCUGAUUCUGCAAAAUCCACCUCUUCUGAAACAGACUGCAAUGAUAACGUCCCUUCUCAUAAAAAUCCUGCUUCCUCCCAGAGCAAACAUGGAAUGAAUGGCUUUUUUCAGCAGCAAAUGAUAUACGACUCUCCACCUUCACGUGCCACAUCUGCUUCAGUUGACUCCAGCCUUUAUAACCUGCCCAGAAGUUAUUCCCAUGAUGUUUUACCAAAGGUGUCUCCGUCAAGUACUGAAGCAGAUGGAGAACUCUAUGUUUUUAAUACCCCAUCUGGGACAUCGAGUGUAGAGACUCAAAUGAGGCAUGUAUCUAUUAGUUAUGACAUUCCUCCAACACCUGGUAAUACUUAUCAGAUUCCACGAACAUUUCCAGAAGGAACCUUGGGACAGACAUCAAAGCUAGACACUAUUCCAGAUAUUCCUCCACCUCGGCCACCGAAACCACAUCCAGCUCAUGACCGAUCUCCUGUGGAAACGUGUAGUAUCCCACGCACCGCCUCAGACACUGACAAUAGUUACUGUAUCCCUACAGCAGGGAUGCCGCCAUCACGUAGUAAUACCAUUUCCACUGUGGAUUUAAACAAAUUGCGAAAAGAUGCUAGUUCUCAAGACUGCUAUGAUAUUCCACGGACAUUUCCAAGUGAUAGAUCUAGUUCACUUGAAGGCUUCCAUAACCAUUUUAAAGUCAAAAAUGUGUUGACAGUGGGAAGUGUUUCAAGUGAAGAACUGGAUGAAAAUUACGUCCCAAUGAAUCCCAAUUCACCACCACGACAACAUUCCAGCAGUUUUACAGAACCAAUUCAGGAAGCCAAUUAUGUGCCAAUGACUCCAGGAACAUUUGAUUUUUCCUCAUUUGGAAUGCAAGUUCCUCCUCCUGCUCAUAUGGGCUUCAGGUCCAGCCCAAAAACCCCUCCCAGAAGGCCAGUUCCUGUUGCAGACUGUGAACCACCCCCCGUGGAUAGGAACCUCAAGCCAGACAGAAAAGGUCAAAGUCCUAAAAUUUUAAGACUCAAACCCCAUGGUUUAGAGCGAACUGAUUCACAAACCAUAGGUGACUUUGCUACAAGAAGAAAGGUCAAGCCAGCACCUUUAAAAAUAAAACCUUUGCCAGAAUGGGAAGAAUUACAAGCCCCAGUAUUCUCCCAUCCACUAGGAGUUUUUGCUCGAGACUCUUCUAGGUUUCCCAUGUCCCCCCGACCGGAUUCAGUGCAUAGCACAACUUCAAGCAGUGACUCACAUGACAGUGAAGAGAAUUAUGUUGCCAUGAACCCAAACCUGUCCAGUGAAGACCCAUCUGGAGAGAAUCAAUCCAAGGCUGUUGUGGCAGCUCUGUUCCAUAGAGUCUUCAGGGAUUCAGACCUUUUCCAGCUCUCCGGUCUGCUUUCCUUCGGUGUGGCACAUAUGCUCAUUGGACAAGAUGACGCUCCAGCCAACAGAGCCACAUGCCAACUCCAGAAUCUCUUUGGCAGUAACAGUCUUGAUGGAGGAAGCAGCCCUAUGAUCAAGCCCAAAGGGGACAAACAGGUGGAAUACCUAGAUCUCGACUUGGAUUCUGGGAAAUCCACACCACCACGUAAGCAAAAGAGCAGUGGCUCAGGCAGCAGUGUAGCAGAUGAGAGAGUGGAUUAUGUUGUUGUUGACCAACAGAAGACCUUGGCCCUAAAGAGUACCCGGGAAGCCUGGACAGAUGGGAGACAGUCCACAGAAUCAGAAACGCCAACAAAGAGUGUGAAAUGAAAAUAUUGCCUUGCCAUUUCUGAACAAAAGAAAACUGAAUUGUAAAGAUAAAUCCCUUUUGAAGAAUGACUUGACACUUCUACUGUAGGUAGAUCCUCAAAUGAAUAGAGUUGAAGUCAAAGGACCUUUCUGACAUAAUCAAGCAAUUUAGACUUAAGUGGUGCUUUGUGGUAUCUGAACAAUUCAUAACAUGUAAAUAAUGUGGGAAAAUAGUAUUGUUUAGCUCCCAGAGAAACGUUUGUUCCAUAGUUAACACACUCGUAGUAUUACUGUAUUUAUGCACUUUUUCAUCUAAAACAUUGUUUCAGGUAUUCCCAGUGUACCUUACCAUAAUUCCUUUGGGAGUUCUUGUUUGUUGUCACACUACUUUAUAUAACAAUACUAAGUCAACUAAGCUACUUUUAGAUUUGGAAAUUGCUGUUUAAACUACAGUCUAACAACAUUAAAAUGAGAGGUAGAUUCACAAGUUAACUUUCUAACUGAAGCUUCAGGUGAUAACCAUUAGCUUAUACUUGGACUCAUCAUUUGUUGCCUUCCAAAAUGCUGAGGAUAAUGUAUAUACUGGUGUCAGGACCUAGUUCUCUGGUUAAUGUAUGUUUAGUUUUUAAUGGUGGAACUUUGUUAUAUUUUGUUAAUUACAGUGUUUUUGGUUCAUUGAGUGAAGAUUCCGCCGGGUGGGAUCUUGCACCUUUGAAAGACUGAAUAAUUACACUACCAAGGAAGCCUGCAAAUCAUUGAUGGCAUGCAGUGAUGAUGUGCUCUUACACUUGUUAACAUGUAUUAAGUGUUAUUUGCAAAAGGUAGAUUAUGUAACUAAUCAGGUACGUACCAGGCAGUGAUGUGCUAAUACACUGAUCAGGUUUAGACAAUGAGCUUUGGUUGUGUUCUUGUUAGUCCUAAUAUUGGUUUUCAGUUUGGAAUUAAUAAAGCAGUUGACAUUCACUGUUAGUUACAGCAA